AUGAAUUCUCGCGCCAUUGUCCUAGCAGUUGAAAUUCAACAUCACAGAGAGUUUGUCUUUCCACCUCCUCAACAAGACAAUCCGGAAAGCAUCCUACCUCUCUUAACCCGGCAUGGAAUUCAAAGAUCUGGGAGGCCUUACCAAGGGUUUCACCUGUUUAGCGUCAACUUCUCGGUUAAAGCUCGGGGUUUAGGAGAAGAAGAUGAUUUCCUUAUUAGAAAGGCCGCCAAUCAUUUUUGGAAUACUAGCACGCGUAACGAAAAAUUGGAAUACAGCAUCCUCGCAAAGCAA
Acaulospora colombiana is the source of this 291-nucleotide messenger RNA. Lineage: Eukaryota; Fungi; Glomeromycota; Glomeromycetes; Diversisporales; Acaulosporaceae. The record is from the annotation of a GenBank genome assembly.